GCAGCCGGGGCAGGCGCUGGAGCGAUGAGCGCGCCACAGGAAAGAAGUGCGAAACAGGUGCAGGCUGCGAUCAAGAAGAAGGUGGAGAAGCAGAAGAAGCAAACCAACAAGCAGGGCGGAGGUGUCGGAGACAUUCAAUCUGUUGCUCGCAAUCAGAAAUCCAAACAAUUAACCCCAAUGACCGCGGCAGAGGCGGCUGAGGACAGCGAAACGCUGGAGGAACAGCUGGAGGAGCUGAUGGAGGGACCGCGGAGAAGAGAGAAGGAGAAAGAGAACGAGAACGAGACAGAGCCCGUCGACCUGCUGCCCAUAGUGGACUCUGUGUUUGGACAGCGGGUGAUACACUGGCCCUUCCAUCGGAAGGUGAGGGCAAUGAGCCAGCAGCUGGAGGGAGAUGAGGAUCAGGAUGUAGAGGAUAAACCAUUCAAGGAGUCCCUCGGUGCACUGGUGAAGAAUUGCAACAUGCUGCACAACAUCGUGGGCCCGGCCUGCAUCUUCCUUAGACAGGGCUUUGCUCAGACGCUCGACAGAGAACUGCGACCAGAGGAGAUCGAAGAGCUCCGUGAGGCAUUUGUGGAGUUCGACAAGAAUAAAGAUGGCUACAUCAGUCACAAAGACCUGGGCGAGUGUAUGAGGACCAUGGGAUACAUGCCCACAGAGAUGGAGCUCAUUGAACUGAGCCAGCAGAUCUGUGGAGGUAAAGUGGACUUUGAGGACUUUGUGGAGCUGAUGGGACCCAAGAUGCUGGCAGAGACAGCGGACAUGAUCGGAGUGAAAGAAUUACGAGAUGCAUUCAAAGAGUUUGACUCUAAUGGUGACGGUCAGAUCAGUUUAAUGGAGCUGCAUGAGGCCAUGAAGAAGCUGAUGGGAGAACAGGUGACUAACAGAGAGAUCAACGAGAUCCUCAAAGAUGCUGACCUGAACGGAGAUGGCCUGGUGGACUUUGAAGAGUUUGUGCGAAUGAUGUCCCGCUGACCAGUCCAUAUGUCAGACAGACACUAUGCAACUGCUGGCUAAGCAUCAUACUACACUGUAGUGGACAUCCUUCGUUUGCUCUGAAGAGCAUGCACCUCAAAUUAUAUUUUUGUAUUUAAAGAAAAAAAUGCUGUAGCUAACAGAGACCGCAAAGACAUGAGAUUAAAGGUGUAAUAUAAACAGUAGUUAAAGCAAUUGUACGACAUAUCAAAAGCUUCACAUUUACGAUUUUCUGUUUUUAGAUGUAUUUUUAUAUAUGAGUCAACUGGAAAAGCUUGUUUGAGAAAUCAUAAACAUGUUUUUUUUUUUUUUAAUAAAAUAGACAUAAAAUUGAUGAAUUGUUAAAUUAUUCUGAGCAGAUAUAUAAUUAAAGAACCAGACUACAAAUGUGUAGUUUACAUUUAAGUCAAAUAAUUUGUUGGACAGUGAAAUAUUUGAAGGACUGGCUGCUACAAAUAAGCCAGAAGACGUACACAAACAUAGGUUCAAAAUUACAACUUUUGCCAGUUAAUAACCUAAGUAACCAACCUUCAAGGGAGUUAAGGUAUUAAACAUUAAUGCAUCAAGCUCUAAAAUCUGCCAUACUAUUAAAGCAUUUGGUUUCUGGCUAAUGGUAACUAUGUGUGACAAAACAAAUACAAUCCUGAAGCAAAUGACAGAGGAAAGUUCAUUUGAUUUGAUCCUUAAAUCAUCAUUUACCUCUGUUGUUGAGCAGGUAGGAGCCCAAACAAAUACACACAAGCAUGGAGUUUAGCCCCAUCUUAGAGAAAAGUAAACUUAAAUGUAUUAAAAAUACACUCACUGGCCACUUUGUUAGGUACACUUUCCUAGUACCAGGUUGGACCCUCUUUUGCCUUCAGAACUGCCUUAAUUCUUAGUGGCAUAGAUUCAGCGAGGUGCUGGAAAGAUUCCUCAGACAUUUUGGGCCAUAUUGACAUGAUGGCAUCGCACAGUUGCUGCAGAUUUCUCGGCUGCACGUCCAUGAUAAGAAUCUCCACAUUUCAAAGGUCCUCUAUUAGAUUGAGAUCUAAUGACACUGUAGGUCAUUUGAGUAAAUAAACAGAUGCUCAGUUAAUAGUAAGGGGCCCAAAGUCCAAAAGGGGGCCUUAUAUCAUUACACCACCACCAUCACCCUGACUGACACACGGCAGAUGGGUCCAUGCUUUCAUAUUGUUCACACCAAAUUCUGACCCUACCAUCUGAAUGACACGGCAGAAAUCGAGACUCAUCACACUAGGUAGAGGUUUUCCAAUCUUCUGUUAUCCAAUUUCGGUGAGCCCUGUAGCUUCAAUUUCCUGUUCUUAGCUUACAGAAGUGGGACCCGGUGUGUUCUGCUGCUGUAGACCUACAGCAGUGGUUCACAAAGUGUGGGCUUCUGCCCCCUGGUGGGGCCACGAAGGUACUGCAGGUGGGCCGCAGUAAUAACAGAAAUUCAGUUUGAAAUUACACACAAGUAUGCAU
This is a messenger RNA of Archocentrus centrarchus (flier cichlid), 2436 nucleotides long. RefSeq names its product calcium binding protein 2b (gene cabp2b). Gene Ontology annotation, cellular component: cytoplasm. The transcript has 8 exons. Gene Ontology annotation, molecular function: calcium ion binding; calcium channel regulator activity. Lineage: Eukaryota; Metazoa; Chordata; Actinopteri; Cichliformes; Cichlidae. The coding region runs from base 25 to 975 and encodes 316 amino acids. The record is from RefSeq and is a predicted model, not a curated record.